Symbiodinium sp. CCMP2592 is the source of this 576-nucleotide messenger RNA. Lineage: Eukaryota; Dinophyceae; Suessiales; Symbiodiniaceae. The record is from the annotation of a GenBank genome assembly.
AUGGAGGCAGAAGGUGUUGAGAUUGUCCUCCAAGACGGUCCCCUCGUUCCGGACAUGUCGAUGGCGGUCGUUGACACCGAAGAUGUUGAGAUCAUCAUCAUUGACACGAUUCCCUCUUCCGGAUUGGCCGGGCUGGUCGGGCAGCAGAACCCCAUCGACACCCGAGCAAUGCUUGCAGACGCCGUCGCCAGGGAAGCCAACAUCGGGUGUCGGUGUUCCGGAUUGGUCGGCUUCCUCAGUCACGAGAUCUCCGAUGACACCGAGGCCAUCCCUGCAGACACCGUCGCCAAGGAAGCCAACAUCGGGUGUCGGUGUUCCGGAUGGGUCGGCUUGGUCGGGCACGAGAACCCCAUCGACACCCGGGCAAUGCUUGCAGACGCCGUCGCCAAGGAAGCCAGCUUCGGGUGUCCCGCUUCCGGAUUGGUCGGCUUGGACGAGGGGCCUCCUCGACGUGGCCCUGGCCUUGGCGCAUCCUCGCAGCAGGAGCCUGGCAAGGACAGCAAUAAGAUGAAUCGCAGCCAGGGCGAUGGGACCGAGGAGAAGCCAAGCAAGGUUCGACGACUUGAGAAGGUGUGA